GAGUCUGGCAAUGUGUGCAUUUGUUCUAACAUGGCGCAAGCCGUUUUUUAUCCCAUUUCUGAGACGGGGAACUGUAACUGAGGGCAUUUUUGUGAACGGCCGGGGGAAAUAGAGGGAUCUGCGAGCCGGGUGAGAGAGAGACACACACAUACACUCAACACAAUCAGAUUCGAAGGAAGUGGUUCCCCGGAAUUCUCCAUGAAUGUAUGUCACGAUGAUGAUGACAGAUCAGAUCCCUUUGGAGCUCCCUCCUCUGCUGAAUGGAGACGUCACCAUGAUCCCACACCUAGUCAAUGGCGAUGGACCGCAGCAGGUUAUCCUGGUUCAGGUUAACCCUGGAGAAACUUUCACCAUUAGAGCAGAAGACGGUUCCCUACAGUGCAUCCAAGGUCCAGCUGAGGUGCCCAUGAUGUCCCCCAAUGGAUCCAUUCCCCCCAUUCACGUCCCGCCAGGUUACAUCUCACAGGUGAUUGAAGACAGCACAGGCGUUCGCAGGGUGGUGGUGACUCCACAGUCCCCGGAGUGCUUCCCGCCCAGUUACCCCUCAGCGAUGUCUCCGAGCCCCCACCUGCCCCCCUACAUCACGCAUCACCCUCAACUCAUUCCUCACACUCACCCAGCGUACUACCCACCGGUCACCGGUCCGGGAGACAUUCCCCCGCCAUUCUACCAGCAUCACCUGCCACCUACUAUAUAUGGGGAGCAAGAGUUUAUCCCUCUGUACGGGAUGUCCAGCUACACGACCAGGGAGGACCAGUACAGCAAACACGACCGGCUCCACAAGAAGCUGAAGACCGACCGUCAGAACCGACUCAACAGCCCGCCCACGGCCAUCUACAAGAGCCACGUCAGCUCCUGCACGGCGAUCUACAACGGCUACGGAAAGGGGCCGUGCGUGGUGGGCGUGGGAGGGGGAGGGGGUGGAGGAACCAGCCUGAAGAAGACAGAGCGGCGAGCGAGGAGCAGCCCCAAAACCAACGAGCAGGAGAUCCAAGAUUACGACUCGGAAACAAAGAGAGUUCAAGACAUGCUUUCGGGGAUGGGCAAACCACAGGUGUCCAAUGUACAAGCUCGGGCAGCACUACUGACGUGGGCACCUCCUGUGGGUCUGGUCAACGGGGACAAGCACACCAAUGGGCUCCCUUCCACCUGCAACUACGAGGUGGCCUCAUCAGACAAGGGGAAGGACGGCAAAUACAAGAUCAUUUACAGUGGUGAAGAUUUAGAAUGCAGCCUCACCGACCUGCGCCCAACAACAGAUUACCACAUCAGAGUUUCCACCAUCUACAAUUCGGUCAAAGGGUCGUAUUCAGAACCUGUCAGCUUCACCACGCAGAGCUGUGCUCCCGACACCCCCUUCCCACCCAAAGUUUCACAACGGACCAAAAGCACACUGACCAUCCAGUGGAAGGCACCUCUUGACAACGGAUCAAAGAUAACCAGCUACCUUCUGGAGUGGGAUGAGGGGAAAAGGAACAAUGGAUUUCGAGAAUGUUACCUGGGAAGUCAGCGGCAGUGUAAACUUAGCAAGCUCCUACCGGCCAUUGGCUAUACCUUCCGAGUGGCCGCGUGCAACGACAUUGGCACCAGUGGAUUCAGCCAGGAGGUGGUGUGCUACACGGCAGGGAACGUGCCUCAGACGCCGGCUUCCCCUCGCCUGGUGCGGGCGGGGGUCACCUGGGUGUCCCUGGAGUGGAGCCGGCCAGACGCCACGCUGCCCGAGGAACUCAUCACCUACGUGCUGGAGAUGGAGGACAGCAGCUCGGUGUCGGGCUUCCAAACAAAAUACACAGGGGAAGAGCUGACCUGCACGGUAAAGUCACUGACCAGGAACACACAAUACAAGUUCAGGCUGAUAGCUUCAAACUCGGAAGGCAAGAGCAACCCCAGCGAGGUCCUGGUCUGCAUCACCAACCCAGACCAGCCAGGACCCCCCUCCACGCCCUACCUCAUCAACCCCGCCACCUCGCACAGCCUCCACCUCAAGUGGGACUCACCACAAGACAAUGGGGGAUCAGAAAUUCUCAAGUACCUGCUGGAGUAUUCGGAGGGAAGUUCGGAGGGAAGCCAGUGGGAGGUGGUGUACAGCGGAUCGUCCAACGAGUACGUCUGCGAGGAACUGAAGCCCGGCACCUUAUAUCGGCUCAGAGCCUGUUGUAUCAGCACUGGAGGUCACAGCCAGUGUUCUGACAGUCUGUCUGCCCGCACCCUGAGCAUGGCACCUGGAUUCUGCCAGCCUCCCAGGCUCGUGGGGAAAGCCAAACACAAGGAGCUUCAGAUCGAGUGGGGCCCCCCACCAGACGAGGACUCCCUGGUGACGGAGUACAGCGUGGAGAUGAGUGUGGGGGAGCAGGAAGCGGCCGAGGUUUACCGCGGUCGGGCGCUGCACUGUACCGUCAGCGGUCUUCUGCCCGGCACCACCUACACCUUCAGGGUGCGGGGCGCCAGCGAUUCAGGGUACGGACCAUUGUCAGACAUGACGGAGAUCACCACGGCAGAGGGCCCACCAGUACAGUGUAAAGCGCCAGUCCUUUCUUGCACAUCGGUCACCAGUGUACUCGUGAGCUGGGAGAGCCCGGAGAACUCUGGAGCUGACAUCUCAGAGUACAGGCUGGAAUGGGGAGCGGCAGAGGACUCGAUGGAGGUCGUUUACUCUGGGACGGAGACGGUUUUCGAGAUUGACAACCUCACACCAGCUGCUCGAUACUGCUGCCGGCUGCAGGCCACUAACCAGGCUGGCUCAGGAGCCCACAGCAGCCUGGUCACCUACACCACGCCCGCCUCGGUCCCUGGCGCCGUGUCCAACGUCUGUGUCCUGGAUGACCAGCACUUGGACCCCAGCCUGACCUCCACCUGCCUCGCGCUCAAGUGGGACGAGCCACCCAGCAAUGGCUCGGAGAUCCUCUCAUACAACAUCGAGCUCGGGGAGAGCCUGCUGACUGUGGACAACAUCACAGCCUACGUUAUACGCCACCUCCUGCCAGACACUUCCUAUAGGAUUAGGGUUCAGGCGGUGAACAGGAUGGGCACAGGUCCCUUCAGCGAGCCGGUGAGAGCCAGGACGCAGCCUCUGCCGCCAGUGCCACCCCGCCUAGAGUGCACCGCCUCGGGGCCCCAGAGCCUCAAGCUGAGAUGGGGGGAGAGCAGCAGCGCCAAGGCCAUGCUGAGCGUGGACGUGGACACCAUCUACACCCUCCAGAUGGCCGAACCAAGUGGGAAGUUCAUGCCAAUCUACAGAGGACCGAGCCACACCUACAAGGUACAGAGAUUGACAGAGUCCACCUGCUACCGAUUCCGAAUCCAGGCACUCAGUGAAGCCGGCGAGGGUCCCUUCUCAGACGCCUACCUCUUCAGCACCACCAAAUCACUGCCCCCUGCUGUCAAAGCUCCGCGUGUCACUCAGCUGGAAGGAAGCACGUGUGAGGUCUCGUGGGAAGGAGUCCAGCCGAUGAGAGGCGACCCCAUUGGUUACAUCCUCCAGGUCACGGUCGGAAGGGAGCUGGACUACAAGCAGGUGUACAAGGGUGAGGACACGACCUUCCAGAUCUCAGGCCUCCAGACGAACACAGACUAUCGGUUCCGCGUCUGCUGCUGCCGCCAGUGCCGAGACCUGUCGCAGGAGCUGACCGGACCCUUCAGCCCUUCGGCCAUCUUCACCCUACGGCGCAAGGAGCCCUCCCUGGCCGGCGAGCUGCGAACUGUCGACGCCACCCAGGCCCGCGGUAUGAUGGCCAGCGACGAGCAGUUUGCUGCCCUUAUCCUUGCUGGGUUUGCUAGCCUCUCCAUUUUCAUCGCCUUUAUCCUACAGUACUUCAUUGUGAAGUGAGGAAGCAGGAAGCAAAAGGAAAGGUCACACUCAUAAUUGUUGAGGCAUAAAUUUAGCUGCAUACUAGUGCCAGAAAAACACAUCGAAUUAUUCCGUUGUUGACCUGCUAUUAAUCAUUCUUUUAUUUUUUAAUUUUGAUAUUGAUUUUCCUUUUUUUCUGAAAAACUCCCUCUGUCAGUCACGCCCAGUCAAGUCACCAAAGCUCCUCUCUCGACAGUUCUCCGGGUUGGGGUGAGGAAAAGGCAAACCUCACGGGAUCCUCGAGGCACCUCCUCUGGCAUAGACGCGGUGGUUGUGCCCUCUGUUAUCGUCAGCCAGUUGCCUUCCUCUGAAGUGAGGGGUGUUGGUUCCGGUGGUUCUGAGCAGCAUGGGACCAGCCAACUUUCCGGCCUCUACUCCCGUGUGCUGUUUGGGAAUUUUAUAUACAUAUACAUAUAUAUAUAUAUAUAUAAAUAUAUAUUUUUAACUAAGAUUUUCACACUGGGAGGAGGUCUGGUCAGGAGAGGGCAGGCCUUAAAUGGGCGCCACACUAGCAGAGUGGUUAGCGUGAUGCUAUUACAGUCGGGGCAUCGAAGUUCAGAGUUCAAUCCCAGCGUCCUCUUGUAAGGAGCUGGUACACAGACCCUGUGGAAUGUGGGGAUUUUCUCCGGGUGCUCCAGCUUCCUCCCACAGUCCAGAGAUGUAGGCGAAUUGGUCACUUGUAAAUUGUUCUGUGAUUAGGCUAGGGUUAAAUCAAUGGGUUGCUAUGGCGAUGCAGCUCAAAGGCCAGAAAGGCCUGUUCCAUGCUGUAUCUCUAAAUGAAUCCUUCCACACUAGAUGGAAGGUGUGGAAGGGGCUGGGGGAGCCCUUGGAGAGUGAGGGGGGGUGCAGUGGUCAGUGGUCAGAAGGAGGGGUUAUGCCCACCUUCUCUCCCCUGGGUUCUGCUCAGCACGGUGGCUGGGAUGAGGGGGGAGUCUUUUUACUUUAAUCACACCAGGCCAGACUUCCCAUCCGCCGUGGGAAGUGACAAGCGAGAUGGUGUUGGGGGAGAGGAGCUGGCAGAGUUGUUGAGUGUGCCCUCCCUGCCAGCUAAUCCUCUUCCCCAACUAACCUGGUGUCCCCAAGGCCAACAGGCUUCUCGAUCCUCUCAGGGGCGGGAGGGGUGUGGGACAGUUCAGCCAUUAAGGAUGAGGAUGUCCUGGGGUGCCGCAGUCGCAGUGUGCCUUUUGUGAGGUGGUCCUGCCCCACGCUGGUUCCUUCUCCUCCUCUUCCUCUGCUCUCAGCGAUCACCACCCCCACCCCGACCCUGCUGCCUUGGAAAUCCAGCCACCCACUGCCAUUAAACGGGGAGGGGGAGUGAUCACGCCCCUCCUACUGCCAAUCAGAUAAGCUCCCCUUAUCCCCCACCCUAGACUCUUGGAUUGCCUCGUCAUCUCAGCCCUCACCCUGCAUAUUAUCCCCGUGUCGUGGUCAUCGGGGACCCCUGACCUUGUCCUGGACGGCACUGGGCUGGCUAGAAGAGGUACGAGGUACCCCGGUUAACCUCAGGCAGGGGUAAAGUGAGGCAGUGGUGUGCAGGGUUACAGUGAAAAGGGUCUGUGCUUGGUGUACAUCACUGGAUCCCGUUACCCAGGCCCACCACCACCACCUGAUGGGGCAAAUCGUAUCUCCCUGGGUUACACCCUCACAGUUACCCAUCACCUCCCCGAGAUAGACCCUCACAGUUGCUGCCCAGUCAACAGCAACUGAGUCGGGAUGUGAUGGAUGGAAAGGGAAAAGGUUGUGCAUUGGGGGCUUUGCAGCAGAAACGUCAGCCCGGGCGAACGCUGAGAGAAGACCUUCCAUUAUGGGCGAUUUUUAUAUUGCUUCAGGGGUGAAAACAAAAAUAAUCAGAGGAGAGAGCUGCAAAUUUCUACUCCACACCCUGUCAUCUCCUCUCCCCCCUGGCCAAACUCGAGACUGGGGAAAGGAUUCCAGCAUUUAGUACAUUUCUUAUUUAUACUUUUACUUGCAUUCAGUACUUUAAAUGAAAAAGCCAAUUACAGUGCAAUCCUUUUAUUUAUUGUUAAGUAUGCUUAUUAUGUUUCCUCUGGGUCACUCUGCUGUUUAUUUUAUUGUGUGUCUGUCCGGGAAUUGUUCCUAUUUUAGAAGCUCCUCGCGAAGGUGUCUAGGUUUUAGUUACGUUACGCUUCGUUACGUUAUAUCUCAGAUGCAGAGAGAUUUUAUUUUCUGUCUCAUGUCAGUGCACACAUGCGUACUGUUGGAUUCUGGUGUUUAAAUCCAAGGUUCUUUUAGAAGUCGGGAACUGAGGCACAAAACUUGUUGCUUCACGAUCGUUUUAUUAAGACUUGGUAGAACAGUCAGAAGUUGAAACAAACGGGGACAGGGCUACCUACUAACUGAAGGAGGGAGACACUAAAGAUGGUGCCUAGCAGAGAUUAUACCCAAAGGUAAGAAAAAUUCUAAUCAAAUCAGUAGAUAAGAGACAACUAACUAGAAAAUACUUUUUUCACAGUAAAAAAUAACCAUUCGCUUAAUGAAGUACAGAGAAACUUUCAGAAUUACACUUUGUAUAGCCGCUGGGCAGAGGUUCCCAACCUUUUUUAUGCUAUGGAGUCUAUGGACCCAAGGGUCUGUGGACCCCAGCUUGGGAACCUCUGCAUGAGAGGCAUGCCAUCUUAUUGUGCUUAUAAAGCUACUUGAAAUACAAGCAGGUAAUUAAUUGUUAAACUAGAAAGAAAAUGAUGAUUAAAAUUAGCAGUCAGAUCCAACAGUACACACGUGUAUGUUUUUGUGUGUGUAUGUGUCUGUGUGUGUGUGUAUCAUGUGUGUGCAAAGAUUACCAAAAGCAUUACUCAUGAAUGAAAUGUUUACACAUAGCCAGGCUAGUAUCCAUGCUUUUAUUUUUAGCAUGUGUGUUUGGGGGAAUUGGGGGAUGUCGUGCUGCGAAGAACAUCGAUGUGACGCGUCCGGAAGGCACCACCAUGGUGACACAAACCCUGGAUUUCACAGCUGACCCUGUGCCUCUCAUCCUAUUGAGAUUUCCCUCCCAUUCCCCAUUCCGCCAAAUAGUCAUAGGUGGUUCUGUCUUUAUCAGUUGAUGUAGCACAAUAUUAGACGUGAUUUAUAGUUAAUUUCUUGCUGUUUAUUUACAGAUUCUGAGCUUGGUAAAAACAGUCAGAACAGAUAGUUACAUUUCAGCAUUUUUUUUUGAUAAUCCUCUAUUACCAAAGCAUUGGGCCGGUCUACUUUAACCUCUUUUUUUAAUUUAAAUUGUUAUUUGUGUUUUGUGAAACUUGCUUUUAAUAGUGUUCGAUGUCUCUCAUAUACACAGCAUCCGUAGUCUUCAAAGGAACAUAACGUGUUGCUUCCAUAGAGAAAGAAAUGGACUCUUUUAGAAAUUAGUUCAUUCUACGUUCCAUUCAAGCUUGCUUCCUCCCAAUGCCACAAGCGCUCAACACUACAAUUCCACCUCUUUUUCCAUUCCUUUUCAAUCUGAAAUGAUUUGAUUCUUGAGAUUAUGCUGUGGGAUUCUGGUACGCAAGGUGUUAACGCACAUAUCUGAAAUUCCAGUCCUCUUCGCAUCGAUAAGCAAUCUGAUAAAGUGCCGAGUCGGGUGAAUUUUUUUUUGUUAUUUUAAUAAUAAAUUAUUCUCGGGGUGGGUGCUGUGACUCUCACUUGUUCACUGCCUAGCAUUAAAUCCUUCACUCCUGGCAUCACACAUUUUUUAUUCAGACGUACACUCCACUCACUUCACUCACCGCACCCCCACCCCGUCUCUUCAAUCUCUCUCCCCUCUUCCUUUUCUCUCUCCCACUCUCCCUCUCUCCCUCUCCCUUCCCUAGCCCCUCUCCUCUCUUUCCCCCCACCCUCCUCUCUCCACCUCUCCCUCCUCUCUCCCUCUCCUUUCUGUUCUCUCUCCCCCUUCUUCCCCCUCUCUGCCUUCUCUCUCCUGCUCCCCUGUUUAUCUACACCACUCUCUUCUCCCUUCCCUCCCCCUCUAUUCUCUCCUCCUCCUCCCCUUCUCCCUCUCUCCAUCUCCCUUCUCUCUCUCCAUCUCCCUUCUCUCUCUCCCCUCUCCAUUUCUCUCUCCUCCCCUCCCAAUUUGCUUCACUGAGUAGUGCUUUGACUUUGAGAUUUCAUCUCCUCCUCCUGCAGCGAUACAACUUCUCAAAGAAUAAUCUGAAUUGUGACAAUUUACGCGCCUCUCUUUUACCUCAAGUGUUGAAUAUACAUUCCAAGCUUUUCAUUAAAAUGGUAAAUAGAAAUAAAUUCAUAAGCAUGUGUAUUGUAAAUUUUAGAUUAUUUCAUAAACAUUAUAUAAAACUGUCCUAUCAAUUUUAAUGUAUAGAUUUUGCAAAUACUACCCUAUGUAUGUAAGACUAAACCUUAUCUGUAGCGUAUAUAUGUAAUAUAUUUAUGCCCAAAUAAAUGUUUUAAUUCUUUCUGG
This is a messenger RNA of Mobula hypostoma (lesser devil ray), 8255 nucleotides long. It is a transcript of the gene fndc3ba, whose product is annotated as fibronectin type III domain containing 3Ba. Gene Ontology annotation, molecular function: protein binding. Lineage: Eukaryota; Metazoa; Chordata; Chondrichthyes; Myliobatiformes; Myliobatidae. The record is from RefSeq and is a predicted model, not a curated record. The transcript has 26 exons. The coding region runs from base 203 to 3826 and encodes 1207 amino acids.